Messenger RNA from Chrysemys picta bellii (western painted turtle), 7206 nucleotides. Its product is annotated as NFX1-type zinc finger-containing protein 1-like. The record is from RefSeq and is a predicted model, not a curated record. Gene Ontology annotation, cellular component: nuclear RNA-directed RNA polymerase complex; nucleus. Gene Ontology annotation, molecular function: helicase activity; zinc ion binding. Gene Ontology annotation, biological process: regulatory ncRNA-mediated heterochromatin formation. NCBI's taxonomy places the organism in Eukaryota, Metazoa, Chordata, Testudines, Emydidae.
ACAGAGGCAGCAUCUGGGUGGGACCUAGUGCUGCCAACAGUCUCUUAUUACAAGGGACCCGGCCCGGCUCAGCACCGGCCCUGGCCGCCCACAGCUCAGCGCCCUGGACAGGACCCGGACCGGCUCAGCACCGGACCUGGCCGCCCACAGCUCAGCGCCCUGGACAGGACCCGGCCCGGCUCAGCACCGGACCUGGCCGCCCACAGCUCAGCACGGGGGAGGUACCAGAGGCAGGGGCACAGUGACAGACGUGCCAGCUCCUGCCCUGCGGAGAAAUGUCUGGCCAGAAGAGGAUGUGGCCGGACUGGCCUGACAGCGCCUGGGAGCUGGUGCCACCGAAAACUGCCCGGCUCUCCCCGGAGCCAGGGCCCAGCUGGAGGACGGAUCCUUGCGCCAUCCUCACUGACUUGGGAAAGCUCUGUGACCACAGCCCCCAGCAACUCCUACCCUUCCUGCUGGACCACGACUACCAGCUGGAGCAGGUCGUGGAGAGCCCCGGCCUGAGCCCCGCCAGGGUGUAUACGCUGCUGCGGGCCCUGAAGGUGGCGGUGGAGUGCGCUGGUGAGCCGGAGCAGGUCCAGCCGGUCCUGGCUCUGGCGCUGAGACCAGCUUUCGUGCUUAGGAGUCUGCUGGGUUUCAUUGCCGAGCUGGAGAGCUUCCAGCACCAGGAUGGGCAGAUCUCCCAGGAGGUGAUGGAGGACACGGUGGCUGCCCUGCACCAUCUGCUGACGGCGUCCCCCGAGCAGACAAAGACCCUCCUCUGCUACCCUGUGGACCUUCUCUUCGCCACCGUCCAGAGACUCCAGAGCCGCGGCUUUCAGUUUACAUGGAUCAUCCAGAAACGGCUUCACGACACCAAGAGCCUGGUGGACUCGGCCUUCCCGCGGUGCAGUGCGCCCCUCGCCUCGCCAGCCUGCCGGGAGGAUUUCCACGCCAUCCCCAUCUUCCCAACCCCGGAGGAGAUAUUUGUGGACCCUGGGCAGAAGCUGAAGCGCAACCUCCCCGUUGGGAAGUACGCGAGCGACGCGGCCUACCUGGACACGCACUUCCGCCUGCUGCGGGAGGAUUUCGUCCGGCCCCUGAGGGCCGGGAUCUCGGCUCACUUCUCCCUGCAGAACGUGUUCGGGGGCGCUGGGAAGCAGAGGGGGGCGCUGCGGCUCUAUAGGAACGUGCAGCUGGUGAAGGUGGGCACCUCCCCAGCUGGUGCCAUGUACAUGGCCAGGUUCCAGGCCCCGCAGGGCUCCGCCCACGCCUCCUCCAAACGGCUGCUGAGCGGCUCCCUGACCUGCCUCAUCUCCAGCGACUGUGGCCAGGUGUUGUUUGGGACCGUGGUGGGGGGCAACAGGCCUCAGCUCCUGAAGGGGGCCGUGUGGUUGGACAUUAAGGCAAACCACAGCGAUCUCCUGACGAGGCACCUGGGGAAAACCAACUUCAUCAUGGUGGAGUCGCCGGCCUUCUUCGAGUCCUACCGGCACGUGCUGGAGGGGCUGCAGGAGCUGGACCCCGCCCGGGUGCCGUUCCAGAGCUACGUCGUGCAGUGCCGCACCCCCGUCGCCCCACCCGCGCACUUUGGAGAGGACGUGACCUUUGACCUCUCUGUUCUGCAACCCACUGGGCGAGCGGACAAAGAGCCCAUGGGGGACACAUCUGAGGGGCACGUGACCGCGGUGGACCUGACGGCCGUGAGACCUUGCGACACCUAUAUGUGGUCUCCAGAGACAUUUCCUCACUUAGAUGAGUCUCAGAUCUUGGCCAUUCGAAUGGCCCUGACCAGGGAAUUUGUGCUGAUUCAGGGCCCACCUGGGACAGGCAAAACCUUCAUUGGGCUGCAGAUCGUGGAGAUCCUGUUGAGGAAUCAGUCUCAGUGGUGGAAGGACCAGAGACCCUUCCUGGUCGUCUGCUACACAAACCAUGCUCUGGACCAAUUUAUGGAAGGGAUCCUGCAGUUCCAGCCCUCCGGCGUGGUGCGCAUUGGGGGAAGGAGCAGAAGCGACAAGGUGGCAGCGUGCUCCUUGAGGAACCUUCGCCAACAGCAGCUGCCAGCGCUCCUGGGGGCCGCGGAGAAGCACCAGUAUGGCUGGAUGCGGAAGGCCUUGCAGAAGCAGAAGGAGAGCAUCGCCUACCGCACCGCGGUGCUGGAGCUCCUCCGCCGAGGGAUCCUCACGGACACAGAGCUGGCAGCGGAGAUCCGCGAUGACAACCUGGAUUGCUCCUGGAGAGCGGGGCGCUUCGACAUGUGCGACUGGCUGAAGAUCUACCCCGUGGCGCAGGAGGAGAAGCCGUCCCAGGCUCAGGGCGGGGGCAGGAAGGCAGGCGCGGAGGAAGAGCUCUGGCCGUGCCACAGGGAUGAGCGGGCCCUGGAUGACGAGGACGAUUUGGACCCUUCCGAGUGGCGGCGGAGCACAGUGGAGGAGAAGUUUGCUUACAUCCUCCCCGCCGAGGGCAGCUCCUCACACCAAGGGAUACGCAAAUGCUUGGAGGAGGGUGACAUCAUGACCGACGAGGACGUCGCGAACGUGAGAGACGUCUGGGAGCUGCGGCUGAGGGAUCGCUGGUGUCUCUACAGGAGAUGGAUGCUGGCCUACGAGCGUGAGCUGAAGGAGACGCUGGUGGAGAAGCUGAAGGAGUACGAGAAGAAGGCAGCCCAGCUAGCGGAGCUGACCUUCCAGGAGGACCUGUGGGUGCUGAAACGAAGCCGGGUCAUUGGCAUGACGACAACAGGGGCUGCCAAGUACCGAAAGCUCUUGCAGAAAAUCCAGCCCCACACUGUGAUUGUGGAAGAGGCAGCAGAGAUCCUGGAAGCUCACGUUCUAACCUGCCUCACGCCGGCCUGCAAGCACCUCAUCCUGAUUGGAGAUCACCAGCAGCUGCGGCCCAAACCCGCCGAUUACACCUUGGAGAAGAAGUAUUUCCUCGGCAUCUCCCUGUUCGAGCGCAUGAUAAAUAAUCAGAUCCCCUAUGUGCAGCUGCUCUAUCAGCACCGCAUGCGCCCAGAGAUUUCCCAGCUGCUGGUGCCGCUCUUUUACAAACAGCUCAAAGACCACGAUGCCGUUGCUGAAUACGAACAGAUCAAGGGCGUGGAGAGCAGUGUCUUCUUCAUCCAGCACACAGCGGCCGAGAGCAACAGCGCUGACUCCGAGAGCUACAGCAACAGGUUUGAGGCUGCCUUCCUGGUCUCGCUGAGCAGAUACCUCCUAGAUCAGGGAUACCACGAGAGCCAAGUCACCGUUCUGACCCCCUACCACGGCCAGGUGCUGAAAAUCCGCACGCUGAUGAGGAGCAGGGACAUGGGAGACGUGGCUGUCCAUGCCGUGGAUGACUUUCAAGGGGAGGAGAAUGACAUCGUUCUUCUCUCGCUGGUACGAAGCAACAGAGAAGGGAGGAUUGGUUUCCUCCAGGAUAAAAAUCGGCUCUGUGUGGCUCUCUCACGGGCCAGGAAGGGCUUCUAUUGCAUUGGAAACCUCGCUGGCAUUGCAGCUGGCUCCAACAGCCAACUGUGGAAAGAUAUUCUACGUCUCCUAAAGAGAAAGAAACUUACGGGGGAAGGCCUGACGCUGGUGUGUCAAAAUCACCCCGAUACCAAGACAGUGGUGAAGGAGAGUUCGGACUUCAGUAAAAUCCCUGACGGAGGCUGCACGCUCCAGUGCCAAAUCCGUCUGGAAUGCGGCCACCCCUGCACGCGCCGCUGCCACCCGUACGACAGGGAUCACAGCCUGUACGUUUGCCAGUUCCAGUGCUCCAAGCUGUGUGAGCUCAACCACAGGUGUCCGAGAAAGUGCAAGGAACCUUGCGAACCUUGUUCCGUGGAAGUGGAAAAAGUCAUUCCAAAGUGUGGGCACCUCCAGACCGUCCCCUGUCACAUGCCAGCGGAUCACUGGCUCUGCCAGGAGCCGUGCAAGCAGCUUCUGGAAUGCAAACACCCAUGCACACGCCGCUGUGGGGAAGCCUGCAGCACCUGCAGGUGCAAGGAAAUGAUUGACAUCACUCUGCCCUGUUCUCACGUAAUGAGAACUGAAUGCUACAAGCAGAAAAUGCCUCCGAUCUGCCUUGAGACAUGCAACCAGAAACUCGAGUGUGGACACCACUGCAAAGGAAACUGCUAUGAAUGCGUGCAGGGCAGGCUGCAUGUCCACUGCCGUAACAAGUGCACGAGGGUCCUUCUGUGUUCCCACCAGUGCCAGGAAUCGUGUUUUGAGAACUGUCCUCCGUGCAAGAGACAGUGCCCCAACCAGUGCAGACACAGCCGCUGUGAUAAGCCAUGCGGGGAGAUCUGUUUUCCCUGCAUACAGCCCUGUUCCUGGAAAUGCAGGCACUACCGGUGCACACAGCUGUGCUCCGAGACGUGCAAUCGCCCCCGCUGCAGCGAGCCCUGCCAAAAAUCACUCAAAUGCAGCCACCCCUGCGCAGGCCUCUGUGGAGAGCCGUGUCCGCCCAAGUGUCGCACGUGCCACAGAGAUGAGCUGGCCGAGAUUUUCUUUGGGGCCGAAGACGAGCUGGAUGCCCGUUUCGUUGUCUUAGAAGACUGCGGACACAUUUUGGAGGUGCAGGGCCUGGAUCGCUGGAUGGACGGCGAGCCAGACAAUGCUCAGGCCCAACACGUCCAGCUGAAGGUGUGCCCCAAAUGCGCGACACCCAUCCAGCAUAACACACGUUACAACAACGUGAUCAAGGCCAUCCAGCAAAAAAUCAAGGAGAUCAAAUUGAAGAUUCAGGGAAACAGGGAAGAACUUGAAGCUGGAAAGCAGCAACUGCUCCUUCGGCUGAACAGCGACAGAGACCUCGUGGCCUGGGCGGGUAUGGAAAGAAGCAUUCUGAACACGGUCUCCCGUCAGAGCCUUCUGGACUUGGAGAACUCCCUAAAUUUCUUUGCAAGUCUCUCCAGACUGAAGCAACAAGCGAAGAAGUGCACAGCGGCGAGAGAACGCAAUUUGAAACGGAAGAUUGAGGCCGUGGAGCACUGGAUCGGCAGAAACAGACACGCCUUCACAGCUCAGCAGCUCAGGGAAUGCAGGAAUGAGAUCAAGAGGAUAUCGUACCUGGGAAACAUCUUUGAGCGGCUGAGUGGCUACGAAAACAAACAAGCAUCCCCCGAGGCCCUGGCCCUUGCUAAUGAAGCCAUAGGCGUCCUCCAGCGGCAGGACCCUUUCACCCAGAGUCGGGAGGAAUCUCUCCAGAGGGUGCUGGAGAAGAUUGAUGAGUGGCUUCCUGCGGCAGGACUGCAGCUCUCCGAGGCAGAGCGGGUCAUGGUAACAGAGGCCAUGCAAUUCGGCAGGGGCCACUGGUACAGAUGCCCUCAGGGCCAUUUGUACACGAUUGGGGAAUGCGGCCGUCCAAUGCAGCAGAGCACCUGCCCCGAGUGUGGAGCUACCAUUGGGGGGCAAAACCACGCUCUCACUCGGGAUAACAUCGCCGACGAUCAAAUACUGGAACCCGCUAGCGCACAGGAGCGAGAACCACGUCUACAGGAUAGCAUCUUAGCUCUGCCCAGCUCCAGCGAUCAGCCAUGGUCCCCCACCUGCUGCCCGCCCAGCCCCCACCCUCAGCCGGACUCACCACCCCCUCGCCCGCCCAGCCCCCACCCUCAGGUGGUCUCAUCGCCCCCUCGCCCGCCCAGCCCCCACCCUCAACCGGACUCACCAAUCCAGCUCCCCAUGCCUGCCAGCCUUGCUAACCCCACACUCCCCCAGCCCCCCCUGCCAGCUGGCCUUGCCAACCCCCUGGCUGCUGUCAGGCCCCGCCAGCCUCGAACCCAGGCCCGUGGGCGUGCCAAGCAGGAGCCGUACUCUUUGCGCCACCGCGCGGCAAGGCAGGGAAACCGCUGCUAAUGCUCCACCUGCUGACUCAGCGGGGUCAGGUGACUAGCAGCAGACGGCUGAUUGGACACCACUGGGCAUAAACCUUCUUGCUCCUGUCCCACCCCUUGCUUGAGCAACCUGCACCAGGCGUGGCGCUGACUGGUCCCCGACAACCGAGUUCCUGGCUCCUUGUUCCUCCCCCUGACCCCAGUUACGGACUCCGGCUUUCACACCCGACAUGGCUUCUGACUGACUCGUCCCGGGACCCUUGGCGUGAUUCCUGUCCACGGCCCUGACUCUGCUCUGAGCUUUGACUGCCCGUGUAUGGGCCCUCGGUCUCUUCCGAGACUUGUUGCUGUUCCCCUGGACGGAGUAUGGACACUGCUGGGUCUUCCGCCACACCGACGCCCCAGGGACCUGUGCGUCUGCAGGAACACAUCACUGUUCUCCAAGCUGAGACCCAGAGCCUGAGAGAUCACGUAUGGCAACUGCAGACAGGAAACUUCUCCCUGCAGGUGCACAUUGCAGCUCUCAGAGCAGCUGCAGGGACCACGUCUCCCCUUGUGACACCAGCUGGGUAACCAGCCCUAGAGUUCCGCUCGCAGAUACACCACGGCACCAUCGGCAAGUUCUGCAGGUUUAUUACCCAAUGCAGACUCCUGUUUGUGCUCCAACCCCAGGAAUAUGCCGUGGACCAGGUCAAGGUGGGGCAGCUACUUAACUUGCUUACCGCGAAGGCCCUUGCAUAGGCUUCUCUGUUUCUAGAGCAAGACCACCCUGUGUCGACAUGCUGGGCUUCUUUCCUGCACUCAUUUGCGACGAAUCGGCUAAAGCCCACAUGGCGGAGAUUGCCUUACGUAAGGGGGUGGCCCCUUCCUAUGUCGCCCAGACAGCAUCUGCAAUCAUGUCACACUCCUCCAUCAGUUUCAGUUCAAUCAGUGUGAUGAAUUAAGGAUGGGCUGACAUGGGUAGAUGCUCCUGCCAAGUUGGAGGCUUUUAUGGACCUGUGUAUCAGGACAGACACCAGGCUCCAUAAAUGACAAAUGGAACGCAGGCAGACUCUGUCUACAUUCUGCACCUGCCCAAGGUUCAGGCCUCAGACUCAAGGAAGCCUGGUCCUGGUCAAGCCCACGCAGAUAGAUGUGGUGCAUGUCUCCAGGCAUGUGAGUGCGCCGGAGAUGGGACAACCUGUUUCUACUGUGAGCAAAAAACCAGUCUGUGGUAAUUUGCAGAGAAAUGCUAAAUCUUUUUUUUUUGUUUAAAUAAAGGUUUUAAUACUUAAAUUUUAGCGAGGAAUAGAAAGAGAUUUGAUGUCUAUUAUAACAGGAGUUAAAAGUUUAAUUUUUUUUUACAUGGUUUAAGCAUGACUUGCUGUAUUCUUUUAAUGGUAAAAAUUAUGUCUGAAUUCUGU